This is a messenger RNA of Nicotiana tabacum (common tobacco), 6476 nucleotides long. RefSeq names its product putative late blight resistance protein homolog R1B-16. Lineage: Eukaryota; Viridiplantae; Streptophyta; Magnoliopsida; Solanales; Solanaceae. Gene Ontology annotation, molecular function: ADP binding. Gene Ontology annotation, biological process: defense response to other organism. The record is from RefSeq and is a predicted model, not a curated record.
UCUAUUGCAAUGAAUAAUGUGAAAUGAUAAUGAUUGAGGUCCCCUUUAUAUAGGAGGAGAAAACCCCAAGAUAGUACAUUCCUAAUUGAGGUAUAGAAUUCUAUUGGUACAGGUGUAUAAUAAUCUAGUACGGACUUGUACAAUUUCAUACAAAUCUUAUCCUUUAAUUUAUGCCCUGAUCCAUGUGUCCUAGAGAAAUUCCCGCUCUUUCUUGAUUGCCCUCGAGAAUGUACUGCCCUCGAUGAAGGUCGCACCAGGUCUUCGAUUUGCUUCCCGAGGUGCGUGUCUUCCAACCGGGUCUGACCUUUACCUCGAGUCGCCCGGACUUGGACUCAUAGACCAAUUUAAGGCUUCGAAAUCAGACUUCUUGAUUUUGACCGUAUACACUGAUAUAUAGAGAAAUAUGGCCUACUCUUGCUUUGAGAUUGUGUCUUCAUCUUAUGGCAACAAAAUGGAUUGUCAUAAGCAGUGGCGACACUAGGAAUUUUCUCAAGGGCUUUCAAAUUUAAAAGAAGUGAAAAAAAUUUGCGACAAAAGGUGUUCAGUACGUGUUAUAUACCUCUAAAACGUAAUAUUUUACCUAUAUAGACAGUGUAAAUUUUCGACGAAAGGUGGUUAGUUGACCACCGUUAGGACCAUGUGGCUUCGCCACUGGUCAUAAGUACAACAACAACAAAUUCAGUGUAAUCCGACAAAGUGGGGUUUGGGAGGGGUACAGUGUACUCGGACCUUACCCCUACCUUGUGUAGGUAGAGAGGCUGUUUCUGAAGUCUUCAUCUUAUGAAGAUUGCUAUAUAUGUACAUGGGUCUGAUUAUGUGGUGUAGAUGGUGGCACCGGUGGAGGAGAGGGUGGAGAUAUUGGUUAUGGAAGAAGUAGGGGAGGGGAGGAGGUAAAAUGGGUUGGGUGCAGUGAGGUGGCAUGCCAUGUGAUAUUCACCUCACCAGAACGUGGGAUUGGGCUUCCAUAUUAGACAGUUCUAAUGGAGGAGGGGUAUAUGCGAACAGUAUAAUGGAGGGUAAAUCUAGAGCUUUCCACAUAGUAAAAAGGCAAUUUGACCCUUUUUCCUUUAAAGUAAUAGUACUGUUUUGAGCAUGUGACUAUGCAAUUAACAUUUGAAUGCUCAAGUUAGAUGUGCUAUAGGUGUUCAGUAUACUACUUGCAUACAAGAGUUGUUCCCAACAUUAAUAGAGUAUUUACCUUAUAAAGGAAAAAAUGGUGUUUUAUUUCAUGUUUGAGGUUAAACGAAAAAAUAGUAGUAGUAAUAUUUUUGACAUUGAUAAUCCUAAAUCCUUCAGGACAAGAGAGUUAUAGCAAAAAGAACUUCACCUUCUGAGAUCGAAGUCGACUAGAGCUGAUCAGAUCACCUUCUUUUUUAUUGGAUUCUGCAAACUUAUGGGAGAGGGUCUAAUUUAUAGCACAAAUUAGCUCCAAGUGUGUCAUCAAACCAAGAUUUAGUCAUCAAAUCUUUAAGAACUCAAAAUCACCAAAGUUGUGAUUUUUCAAGAUUGGUCUACAAGAGGUAACCGCACAACCCAAACCUUGUUAUUUUUGUAUAAAUACAUUUGUGGGAUGAUGAUUUUGGUGUAGAAAAUGUAUUUAAUCAUAUCGUUGAGAAAGCCCUAGAAACUGGUGUUCUUGAAGUGAAAUAAAUAAUUGGAAAUGACGAUGAAUAGUGACUCUUGGAUGAAAUAUGGGUUACUACUAUUCCCAAUAGUGUCGUUAGCUUGAUUUGAAGUUGUAAUAUGUAGAGAACACUGUUCGAGCUAGAGUUAGUUUGAAGAGGUGAAGGGCUUAGGGUUAACUUCGUCUUACCUCAAGUUAGAGUUGACUUGAAGGGGUGCAACAGUCGAGUGAUUGUUGGGGUGAGGCUUAGAGUCAGUCUUACAUAACAGAGUUGUAAUCUGAAUUUGCUUGCUGUUAUAGUGGAGUUGAGUUGAAUCUUACAAGAUCUUGGUUUUUACACUUUUGAGUCGAGUGUUUUUUCACGUAAAAAUCUCGUAUUUUUUGCUUUAUUCGCACUUUGUAGUUUAUUUUCGAUUACAAGAAACACAUAAAGAACCAGGCUCGUCACGACGUAAUUCACCCUCCUCUUGUGUCGUAUAGGUGCAUAAGAUAACACAUGGCAAUCAUCAAAUGUAUUUUUGAGCAUUACUUGAUAAAUCUUUACUAGAGCAGGGCCUGUCUCUGGUUGUUGAGACUUUAUAAAGGUGAAGUUGAUUUGGCAUAUUAUAAAUCAGUAGGUGGAGACCAUUGCCAUAUUUAAAUGGCAACUUGCAAUUUAAUUAAGUCCUAGGAAACAAUUGUUUUAAAAGACCACCCAUAUUGUCUGUUAUGUACUUUGUACUACUAUUUGUCAUAUUUUAUUUUAUUAUGUGGACUGUGGAGUAUCAACUUUAUUGAAAACUGCUAUGUAGCUAAGUUCUAGGAUGCUAUGUCAGUAAAAUUAACAAUUAGUAGUAUUUAAUAAAUGACCACUUCAAUUGAUAUACUUAGUAGUAGUUGUCAAACUAUUCUAUCAUUUUGAUAACUUUCAACAAAUUUCUUCAAUCGCAAAUCCUGUAUAGAUCUCUGAAGAAACUUUGCAGAAGUAACAAGAGAAAUGGCUGCUUAUGCUGCAGUAACUUCUCUGAUGGGAACGAUACACCUGAUUUCACAAUCCAACUUAGACCUGCAGGACGGUCAUAAAGAACACUUAAAAUUACUCUACGAGAAGGUUGGCUCUCUGCUAGAGUUUCUUGACACUAAUUCUGAUGACGGAUCAAUGAAGGAUUUGCAAGAAAAGGUAAAAGAUCUUGCACAUGAAGUAGAAGACAAAGUUGAAUCACACAUUCAAAGAGAGGCGCAGAAGAAGCUUCUUAAGAUGUUGCAACGAGUCUUUCAUCUUCCAACAAAGGCACAUGAAAGGCUUCUUAAGAUUUUGCAACGAGCUAUAGAAGCCAUUGAUUCUAUCAAAGAAGAGCUUUUCAAGCAGAGGGAGAAUAAUAAUAUGCAAGCAGGAAAUAGUUCACUUGGUGGUUCUAAUUCACCAGAAUCUCAUGUUUCUACACUUGAGAAUAACAUGGUGGGGUACAAUGAUGAACAAGCGAGCAUGCUGCGUCAACUUACUGGAGACUCACGUCAACUGGAAGUCAUUUCCAUUGUUGGUAUGGGAGGCAUAGGCAAGUCAACUUUUGCUAAAAGAGUGUUUUCUGAUCCCUCAGUUGUGGGCUUCUUUGAUGUUCGUGGAUGGGUUACUGUGUCCAAGGACUAUAGUAUAAGAAAGAUGCUUCUAUCCCUCCUUCAAGAUGCCGGGGUGGAGCUUGAUAAGGUAAGCGAUGAAGAACAAGCAGACGACUUGCAGGAAAGCGAUGAAGAACUAGAUCACGUGCAGAAAAUCAAUAAUGCACUUGCAGAUCGCUUGCAAAAAAGUUUAAAAGGUAGGAGAUAUUUGAUUGUUGUAGAUGACAUAUGGAGCACGGAUGCCUGGGAUGAGAUUAAACUAUGGUUUCCAGAAUACAAUAAUAGAAGUCGGAUAUUAUUGACUACUCGAGACAUGAAGGUUGCUCAAUAUGCUAGCUUUCCUGAGGAUCCUUUUCCGAUGCGUUUCCUGGAUCCAGAGGAAAGUUGGAAUUUGUUUUGCCAAAAGGCAUUUGACAAAAAAGCUUGCCCGAUUGAACUUGAGAAUGUUGCAAAGGAAGUUGUAAAAAACUGCAAAGGGUUACCACUAAUGAUUUCUGUGAUUGCAGGGACUCUCUCUAGCAAGAGGACACUGGGCGAGUGGAGGAAAGUAGCUGAAAGUGUGAGCUCCUUAGUAAACCUUGACGAUUAUCAACGUUGCUCAGGAGUGCUCGCUUUGAGCUACAAUCAUCUUCCUUCACAUUUGAAAGCGUGCUUUCUGUAUUUUGGAGUUUUCCCGAAAGCUAGCGACAUUUCUGUGAAAAAGUUGAUGAGAUUAUGGGCUGCGGAAGGACUCUUCGAGCUAAAGGGGCUUGAGGGAUUGGAAAAAGUGGCUGCUUAUCUUUUACAUGAUCUUAUUGAUAAAAGUCUAAUCAUUGUUAGCAGGCGAAGUAUUGAUGGCAAAAUCAAGACUUGUAGGAUUCACGAUCUUCUUCAUGAUCUAUGCUGGAGAGAAGCUGAAAGCAAUAGUAUUUUGUACGUUGUAAAUGACGUACCUUAUGGAGGACCAAGACGGUAUUUUCCUCAAGGUCGUAGGUGGGUGUCACUUCAUUUAGCGGGAGGUUAUUAUCCUACCCUUUUCAGUGCUCUUAGUUAUAACAAAACGCGUUCCAUUCAUUUUUAUGCUGAUCCAGUUUAUAAUCUACAACUGGAGCAUUUCAAACUUCUUAGAGUAUUGGACUUGGAGGCCACGGAAUUCCAAUAUGGUUUCCCUGGUGAAAUAUUACGCCUAGUUUGUUUAAGGUAUUUGGUUAUGAAGAUCGAUGAGAUCUCUGAACAUAUACCGAUUUCCAAUCUUCAGAAUUUACAAACUCUUGUUAUAUUUACUACAUCGCGGAAGGGGUUUAUAAAUUUACGUGAUGGAAUUUGGGACCUGUCUCAAUUAAGGAAUCUCAAUUGUUCAAGGAUCUUUUUGUACCCUCCUCGGAAUGUAUCUCCUAAUGAAGUUGAGUACCCGAUUUUGGAAAACUUGCAAAGUGUUUGUGGGUUGAGUUCUUCUUGUUGCACGAAAGGAAUAUUUAAAGGGAUUAAGAAAGUGAAAAAAUUGGGGAUUUCUUGCAACAGUUAUACCGAGUCUGAAUGGCUAGCUAAUCUUAACUAUUUACAUGAGCUUGAGACACUAAGUAUUGCGUCGUCAUCCUACUAUGGUUAUGUUUAUUCAGAUUUCAGGCUUCCAUGUCCAGGUUCUUUCCCACCAAAUCUCAAGAAGUUGACACUUUGUGGUACUCGGCUCUCAUGGGAGGACAUGACGAUCAUUAGCAAGUUGCCCAAACUCGAGGUGCUCCAAUUGAAGGAAGAUGACUUUGCACGUAGUUUGUCUGUGGGAGAGAGAGUCUGGGAAGUAACAGAGAUGGGAUUUCCCGAAUUGAAAUUCUUGCUCCUUGAGAAGUUGAUUCUUGAUUAUUGGAGAGCCACUGAUGAUUAUUUCCCAUGCCUUGAGCAUGUAAUUAUCAAAAAUUGCCGUCACUUAAAAGAGAUUCCUCAAGGAUUUGCAGAUAGUAUGACUCUGAAACUAAUUAUGUUACAGGGAUGUUCUCCUUCCGUUGUGACAUCUGCUGACCGGAUCCAGAGAGAGCAAUUAGAGUGUUCAGGAAGCGACAUGCUUAAAGUUUAUGCCGUUGAUACAAGGGAUUCAGAUCAAGAUUAGUGAGAAGCAAGUUGGCAGAGUUCAUGGUGGACUAGGCAUCAGGAAUUUGAAGGAUCAUAGCAAGGCCCUCAAGAUGAAAUGGCUAUGGAGGUAUUCACAAGAGCCUCAAGCAUUAUGGGGUAAUGUGAUCAAAGCCAAAUAUGGUGAGGAAGACAAUUGGACAACAAAGGAAGUAAAUACAGCAUAUGGAGUUAGCUUAUGGAGAUCCAUCAGGUCACUCUGGCCUAUUCUAAAGAACAACUCAUCCAUUAAAGUGCAAGAUGGCAAUAAAACCUCCUUCUGGAAAGAUAACUGGCUGGGAGAUGGUUGCUUAAAGGAUCUCUUUCCCAUAUGUUUGUUCUGGCACAACAUCAACAUAACACUGUGGCUGAAAUGUGGUCCCCUCAAGGAUGGGCACUUGUUUUUAGAAGAAGCUUAAAUGAUUGGGAGGUGGACAGAAUGAUGGAAUUCUACAAACACCUGGAAAGAUUCAUAGAUUUACAGAGUGGGGUGGACACACUAAUGUGGCAAGGACAUAAAAGUGGUUUUUAUAAGGCGAAUGCAGCAUACAAGAUACCGAACCAAGCUAACAUGCAGAUUAACAACUAGCCUUGGAAGCAUAUAUGGAAAACAAAGAUUCCAUAUAAGGUAGCGUGUUUUUCUUGGUUACUAGCAAAGGAGGCUGUUCUGACGCAAGACACUCUUAUAAAGAGAGGAAUUCAAUUGUGCUCCAGAUGUCACUUAUGUGGAGAAGAUGUUGAGACAGUUAGGCAUCUAUUUUUACAUUGUAAGAUAACUGACCAGUUAUGGAAGAUAUUUAUUAACCUCAGGGGCAUAGCUUGGACAAUGCCUAGUAAGAUUACUGAAGUUCUUUUCAGUUGGGAUGAAGCGGGAACUGGAGCAAGAGACAGAGACAGAUGGUGAACAGUCCUAGCAUGUAUUUGGUGGAUGAUAUGGAAAGAGAGGAACUCCAGAUGUUUUGAUGAGAGAAGUAACUAAGAUCAAGCUUAAUUGUGUUUUGCUUUUUUGCUUUUUUGCUUUUUUGCUUUUGGUGUAAACAAAUCUUCACAGAAGAUAUAGUUUCAAUUCUAGAUGUCCUAGGAUCUUGUUAGGGCCGAGGAGAAAGUUUUCUUUACUUGGGUAUUCCACUUGUAAAUAUGGCGCCACUACAGACCUUGUACUGAUUUUUUUUAA